AUGAAUCCCUUCAAGUUGGGAAGGAAACGAGACCUCUCGUCCUCCUUGGACAGUCGAUGGGGCGACCCUGCCAUCUCCGCCCCGAACGAAGGUUCCUGGAACGAGAUGCCUCCUGUGCAGCCUAUCCGGACGGAGCCCACCCCAGUCAAGCCGAGCAAAGCUCGUCGAUUUGUCACCAUGCUUCGUCCCAAGGCGUCGGACUCGACAGAGCCCGUGGAGACGGGCGCUGCAUCGUCUGUCCAGGGGGUUCGUGACACUCUGCCACACCACCCGUUGGUCGACCUUCGAGGACAUCACGUUCCUACCUGGACUGCUGAACGAGGCCGCGAUCGGAUGCCAAAACCUGAUACCGCAGGAAGAACACAAUCAAGGACAGACUAUCGGCAGGAAAACACCACUAGUUACUCAACUCCCGCAGACGGCCGCCCCGAAUCUCGGAAUGGCUCCGAGUGUUCCAGCGAGCCUGAUGAGAGUGCUCAUAUAAAUGAGACGACCGCAGAGACAAGAGCUAGAUCAGCGACAGACACCCGAAAGAGUCCUCCAUGGCCCAAAUCGCCACCGCUCGCCGCCACCGCCCGAAUGCGUCGGUACAGCGAGCAAAGCAUGAGUGUGAGCACGGACAGGAUGACACCGUCUACCGGCACCUUCAGCUCGAGACACACCAGUAUCACGUCGGCCACGUCUGCUACUUCUUCUUCUGCUGCUUCUGCGCUGCCACUCCUUGCGGAGGAGAGUCGUCCGGUACUAAAACUCGCUGCGAUGCAUCCUCCUCAUCCCCCGUCCCAUUCGCAUCGGGACCACCAGACAGGCAAGUCUGCGACAGCCGGCCGUGCUCAGAAGCGACGUGAUCGCGAGCCAGUCGGACCGCAAGAGCUCGUUCCAUCAUACGAUGAGCUCUGGGGAUGCUUUGCCCAAGGUACAUUACGUGUACUGUACCUAGGUAGGUCAAAAUAUCGUUCAAAAAUCUACGAGCAGCACACUCUUGCCUCACCUGGACACUGCCGCUUUAAUGGGGUGAGCUGGACUUGUUCCUCUCCUUCUAGUACAAAAUAUUACUAG
Molecule: messenger RNA, 1059 nt
Organism: Rasamsonia emersonii CBS 393.64
Lineage: Eukaryota; Fungi; Ascomycota; Eurotiomycetes; Eurotiales; Trichocomaceae
Exons: 4
Coding region: 1-1059 (352 amino acids)
Source: RefSeq, a predicted model, not a curated record